Etheostoma cragini (Arkansas darter) is the source of this 812-nucleotide messenger RNA. It is a transcript of the gene cfap126, whose product is annotated as cilia and flagella associated protein 126. The coding region runs from base 235 to 783 and encodes 182 amino acids. Gene Ontology annotation, cellular component: ciliary basal body. NCBI's taxonomy places the organism in Eukaryota, Metazoa, Chordata, Actinopteri, Perciformes, Percidae. Gene Ontology annotation, biological process: cilium organization. The transcript is spliced from 5 exons. The record is from RefSeq and is a predicted model, not a curated record.
UAUCUACCCAGUGUCGCGUGCAUCGUUAUUUUCCCAUUAGUUAUUUCCAAUUAAGUUACUUAACAAAACCUGUGCCACUUUGAGUUAGAUUAAUAAAUUAAUGACAACCAUUACAUAAAAUGUUAAUUUUUUUCUGUCUAGGAAAAGUCUGUAAAGAAGAAGUCAGUUUGAUGCGUUGCUAUGCAACGAGUCAACAAAAACAGACUCGGACCUGUAGCGUAGACGGAUGCAGAAAUGUUCAGUUACUCGGCAAACCAGUAUGACAGUGCAUUCAAGCCGCGGCGACUGCAGAACUGGUGUGAGACUAACGUUAAGCACUUCAAAGAGCGACCCACUGCACAUGAGGGCCGCACCACCUUUGUUGCCGACGAUAGAGGACAUCUGCUCCCAGGAGUGGUUAAGAAGGGCAGUGCAUGGACAGACUUUAAGGGGACCUGGGAUCUACCUGCUCGGAUCCCGGCCCACCACAUAAACCCUACGGGCCGCUCUGUGGAUGGUCUCAACAUGCUGAAGUCCUGGGGCAUUGACCCACAGCACCGGGGCAAAUCUCAGCCACGCGGAGGCAGCAAAGACACAGAAAGGCUGCAGGAUGUCGGCCAGCAGACCAAUGAAGCUGUGCAGCAGGACAAUGCUGCCCUGUGUUCUGCAGCUGGACCAGUACUCGACAACAGGCCUGAUCCUGGCGAGGUGAGACCAGCCAGCAGUGUAUCAGCGAAAGCAGCCCGCCAAGAAGGGCCCCCCCCCUCCGAGCAUGGACACACAGAGGAACAGCAAGAGCAGUGAACGUCUUCAUUUCAUUUGCGGUGGAUGAA